This is a messenger RNA of Helicoverpa zea (corn earworm), 3044 nucleotides long. Its product is annotated as titin-like. NCBI's taxonomy places the organism in Eukaryota, Metazoa, Arthropoda, Insecta, Lepidoptera, Noctuidae. The transcript has 7 exons. The record is from RefSeq and is a predicted model, not a curated record. The coding region runs from base 1 to 2724 and encodes 907 amino acids.
AUGAAGCGACGACCACGAUCACUCUCCAAUGAGUGUGAUGACGAAAAAGAUAGAAGAACUACUGCCCAGAUUGAGAAAAUUAUAUUGAUACUGGUGUUAGUGGCGAUAGGCGCGGCCGUUGCUCCCCAGCCCACCGCCAAGACCCCCACAGCCAAGGCCCCCACCGCCAAGUCCCCUGCAGCCAAGAGUUCUGUCGGCAAGAAGAUCAGCAACAAGAACAGCAACCACACCAGCAAGCGAGAACUCUACGAGGGGAACUUUGGGGACAAGACGGUAUUGGGGGUCAAAUAUGCAGUGUUGAGUUCCACUCCAAGGACUGACUACUCUGAUGACCUGAAAAAAAUCAUUACAGAACAAACUUCAGAUGCUCAAAUCUUCGGAGUGCGGGUGCCCCAAAUUGCCAAGAUUUCAGACGUGCUGAGUGGACAGGGUGCCUCCUUUGAGGCGGCGGUCGCCAAACAUCUAUAUUCCCCGAUAUCCGUGUACCAGGCCAGGUUUGCAGCACCAACAUCGUUCAUACCUACACCUUCAGUCUACCAAAAGCCUAAACCGUUUGAACUUUCCAAUUCAAUUAGUAACCAAAAGACACCAGAAAAUGCACCAAAACAAGAGCAUCAACCAACUUUCCGACUGGAUGGAUACGUACAAUCCGGACUCCCUAGCGUACAGGGUCAACUCGGACUUCCUCAGGAGAUAUUCCAAACCCAGCCGUUAGCCGCUAAACAAGAACCAGAAUAUUUCCCGGUAUUGACCAGCCAGCAGUUUGGACCCAUCAAAUUCCAAAGUCUUUUACCGUCGCAAUUCUUACAGCAGAACAAAAUAUACCAGCUCCUUCCUUUCAAUUCUGGCUUCGCUUCUGGCUUCGCAAGCAAUCAGAAUGGAAUCAAUGAAAAGAGUUACUCUAAUGUAGACAGUGAGGAACAGGCUAAAUUGGCACCGACCCCAAGAUCCAUAGAGAACAACAUACCAGUGCCUACACAGGGAUAUCAUGCUCAUCCAAAUGGCGCUAUUAGUUUCUCAAGUUUCUCUCAAAAUUUACCAGUCAAUCCUCAGUACGAAUCUGUACCACAAUCACCACCUGGAAACUUUAACAACCAGCCAUUUGCAGUAGCGUUACCACAAUCACCGCAAUCCAUUGCAUACCAGCUGCAACCUCAACAACAGAAAAUAAUUCCACUGAAACAGAUCUCUCAAUACCCGCCAUUAUUAAGAAAAAUUGUACAAGAGCUUAACAAAUAUCAACCACACUUCCACCCAGAUUUAAUUAAUUUCAAACCUCAGGGUGACCCUAGGGCUUUAGAUAGUUUUCGUCAAAACGUCUUAGUGGAACAUCCUCGACAGCAACCUCAUCCUCAUUCUGAAUCACUUGGUUUGCAGCGGCUACCUGCAUUUAAACCGUUACCUCAAUCAGAACUGUCGCCUGAAGCAUAUUUCCACCACACAAGCCCAUCGCCAAUAGCAGCGGAACCAAAACCAUUUAAUAACAAUGAACAAUCCAAUCAAACUCCAAGCCAUGCUGUUCAACCAUUAGCACCGGUGUCACCACCGCGCGAGCACACUCCCUUGCCUCCUUUGAAGCCAAAUUAUAACAAACACGUGAAACCACUAAAGCAGCGAGGUCCUACUACACCAGAGUUCCUACCGACUACUGCACAACCACUGCCAUCGUCUUCUCCAUAUGAACAGCCCGAACCCGACCAACUUAUAGCAUCGACAACUAUACAACCUUAUGAUAAAUACAAUGAUAAUGAUAACGUAGAAUGGAAAGAAUCAGAUAGAGAUUCAGAUACAUAUAACAGAGAGUCAGAUAACGAAAACGGCCCCCAACCGGAUCCAAUAAUAUCAUCAACAUAUCAGCCUGAAGUUAUGAAAGAAUCUCGACCAGAGUUCUCGCAACCCUCUGGGCCGGAACCUGAAGAACAUUCCCUUUCAGUUCCGCAACCAAUAAAAUCAGAACCCACGCACGAUGUUGUCAUACAACAGCAGGAGGUGCAAGAGAUAGUACUUGAGCCAUCACCGCAACCUGAAGACCGUCAGCAGAAUCAGAUACGUAAUCAACCAGAACAGGAGGCUGAUCAGCUGCAGUCGCAGGAACACCAUCAAUUGCUGGAACAGAUGCAGCCACUACACUAUCAGCAAGAAAUACAGGAUUUACAAUCUCAGUAUCACGUGGAAGCACGUCAGUUGCAUGAGGUCCCGAAACAAUAUGCCAUUCAACAAAUAGGCAGUCAGCAAUAUCAGAUUCAACCAUAUGCGUAUCCGCUACAAUUCUAUCAACUCCAAGCUAAGCCGUUACAAGGCCCGCAAGCUGAACCUGAACAACCUCAACCACGGCAGCAGCAAGUAGAACAAACACAAUCGCCGCAAUACCAACAACACAGUAUAGAACCGAAAAGUGACGCCCAGCCUUCCCCGCCUACUACUGAAGAUUCUGAAGCACAGUACGAUCAAAAUGAGCAGGAUUCCGAUGACCGGUCGCAAGAUCAGUCAAAACGUCAACAAGCGGCAGCCAAACCUAUUGAACAAUACUUAGCGAAAUCUGGUCCUAACUACAGGCAUUCUUACGGACCAGUACUGUCCUCUCAUUUCCCACAUAUAUUUGCUCAGCCACAGCGGCUGGCCGAGGCCGACUAUGGCUCGCAACUGCUGAACCUGCCAAACUACCCAGAAGUGCAAUAUUUUGGCAAAUUCGCUCGAGAACUGUUUGGUAAUGGCCAACAUUAACACUAAAACGAUGACAUUGCAUUUUGUAUUGUAAAAUUUCGAAAUAGACUUUCGUGUAAGAUUGAAAUUAGUUUAAAGAGGAAUGCCAAAAACAUGUUUUUUUUUCAUUGUUUGCCAAAAAUUUGGCCUUUCAAUACUCCUGAAAUUGUUCUAAUAAGACAAAAUAAUGUGAUGAUAACUUCUGCCUGUAAAUAUGCUAAGUGUAGGCUAUGUACAUAAAAUGUAAGUAUUAUUGUUAUUUUACUGUUAUAGUUGGUGUGUGAAAGAGUGUGAUGUGACGCGAGCUCGACUGUGAUGCCAUAUGUGUAUGUCUGCUGAGA